Messenger RNA from Tricharina praecox, 2277 nucleotides. Its product is annotated as terpenoid cyclases/protein prenyltransferase alpha-alpha toroid. Gene Ontology annotation, molecular function: protein farnesyltransferase activity. The transcript has 3 exons. Gene Ontology annotation, biological process: protein farnesylation. The record is from RefSeq and is a predicted model, not a curated record. Bases 344 to 2125 code for a protein of 593 amino acids. Gene Ontology annotation, cellular component: protein farnesyltransferase complex. Lineage: Eukaryota; Fungi; Ascomycota; Pezizomycetes; Pezizales; Pyronemataceae.
GAUCUCACGAUCGGUGUGGUAUGGUUAUUCUUUCACCCUGGGUACUCCAUUCCCAUUUCCGGGGGGAGAUGGAGAUGGAACGAGAUGAUAUGCGGUCCCGCCUUUUUCUCCGGGAGAAGGCAGGAAGUACUUUGCGAGUCUGGAUCGUAGACAGAGCACCAGCAAUUUCGCCUGCCUAGUCGCGGGCUGCCAUCUGACCGACUACUCUAGCGAUGGCGUCUCUCGCUUGAUCACGGGAAGUGCCGCACCCCACAUUCAUCUGACUACGCCCCGCAUUAACUACUACGCAGCAGCCACCAUCUCGCACGCGUCGAAGAGAACAAUACCAAGCUCCCCCCUUCCCAUGCAGAUCCGCAACCCCAAGCGUACACGAACCCGCUUCCGGCAUCAGCAGCGCACCACCAUGUCGUCCAGCUCCUCGCCUCCACGGAUCGAAGAACUUUCUAUAUCAUCUCCCACUCCUCCAGACCUCUCAGAUGUGUACCCCUUCAACCCGUCAAACCGCUACAUUCCGCCCCCCAUGGCGCCCCGUACACCCUCGCUCUUCAGCUCGCUCCCGGUGCUCCGCGACCUCUACUCGACGCCCACGCAGAUCGAGCAGGACUCCGUCGUAUCCCGCAUCCUGCCGCUGCUCUCUUCUCCGCUGCCGAGACUGAAGCGGCAAGAGCAUAUCGAGUUCCUCGAGGGCGCGUUCGAAGAGAAGCUGCCGGACUACAUGACCGUGCUGGACGCUUCCCGGCCCUGGAUUGUGUACUGGUGCAUCACGGGGCUGUCGCUGCUGGGCGUGGACGUGAGCGUAUACCGGGAGCGAGUGAUAUCGACAUUCACGCCUUUGCAACACCCGCGCGGCGGCUUCGGCGGCGGCCAUGGGCAGCUCGCGCACCUCGCCCCAACCUACGCCGCCGUGCUAUCCCUCGCCUCCGUCGGCGCGUCCACCCUCGACAUGAUCAACCGGCGGACUUUACUCUCGUGGCUACACACCCUUAAGUCCCCGAACGGCAGUUUCUCCGUUUGCGCGGGCGGUGAAACCGACGUGCGCGGGGUAUACUGCGCGUUGACGAUCAUCUCUCUCCUCCGCCUCCCCACCGACGCGGGACUACUCACCAACACCAGCACCUACCUCUCCGCCUGCCAAACGUACGAAGGCGGCUUCGCCGCCACCCCCAACGGCAACGAGGCGCACGGGGGGUACACGUUUUGCGCGCUCGCGGCGCUGCUGAUCCUCCACCCGCCCGACCAGCUCGCCGCAACCAUAUCCCUCGCCAACCUCACGCGCUGGCUCUCAGCGCGGCAGUACGCGCCCGAGGGCGGCCUCUCCGGGCGCACCAACAAGCUGGUCGACGGCUGCUACAGCACGUGGAUUGGCGCGUGCUGGCCGCUGGUUGAGGCGUGCGUUGCCAGUAGCGGGGGUGGCGGGGAUGGCGGGGAUGGCGCAGCGGACCUGUGCCUCUGGAGCCGAGAGGGCCUCGUGAGAUAUGUGCUUGCGGCUACCCAGGCGCCCCAUGGUGGCUUGAGGGAUAAGCCCGGCAAGGGUCCGGACUUUUAUCAUACCGCGUAUAUUCUGCUCGGGUAUAGUGCCGCGAUACAUAUGCACUCGUAUCAAGACGAUGGGAACGGGAACGGGCCAAAGGCUGCCGAGGCAGAUGUGGAUACACUCGCGGAGAGAUUUGGGGGUACACUGAAGAUUUCGACCUCUCCCGCUAGUACUACUACAGAGGAGCAGGAGCAGAAGUGGAAGCAGGAUGAGCAGCAGGAAGGGGAGCAGCAGCAGGAGCAAGAGCAGACGCAAGAGCAGCAGCAGAAGCAGCAGAAGCAGGAGCAGCAGGAUGGGCAGCAGCAGGAGCAGGAGCCAGCGCAAGAGCAGGAUGUGCAGCAAGAACAGGAUGGCCUCCCGCUGCUAAGCGCAUUCAACUGGAAAGUCGGCGAAGUCAUUGACGGCCUUGUAGCGGACCACAAGGGCUGGCCGGAUGUUCGGUGGGAUGAGGAUGCGCCGACGUGGGAUCUGGGGCUGCCUGGCGACAGGGUUCGGCCGUGUCAUUUGGUGUUUAACAUUCGUACCGACUUUGUAGACGAUGUUGUGCGCUGGGGUGAAAAGCUGGUGCAGGGGGAGGGUGGUGGAAUUUAAAGCGUGUGAAGGAGGAAGGAGGAGGAGGAGGUUCGGUCGAGUGAUGUAUGAUGCGCGAGCGGCGAAGAGGGAGGAUGGGGAAUCAGAGAGGCCAUCAUCGAUUGAACAGAGUACAGAUCAGAUAAGAAGUGAGGAGUGAUCGAAAUCCAAAU